Messenger RNA from Triplophysa dalaica, 4113 nucleotides. It is a transcript of the gene slitrk6, whose product is annotated as SLIT and NTRK-like family, member 6. Gene Ontology annotation, molecular function: protein binding. Gene Ontology annotation, cellular component: membrane. Gene Ontology annotation, biological process: regulation of presynapse assembly; axonogenesis; positive regulation of synapse assembly. Bases 419 to 2905 code for a protein of 828 amino acids. The record is from RefSeq and is a predicted model, not a curated record. NCBI's taxonomy places the organism in Eukaryota, Metazoa, Chordata, Actinopteri, Cypriniformes, Nemacheilidae. The transcript is spliced from 2 exons.
GACACUGGAGUCUGCGACUAUACCGUCUAAACCGCGGGUGUCCGCCGCGCUCCGGGGGAAGCGGACAUCACCUCUGCUGAAUUUCAAUUGCGCACUGUUAUUCUCCGUUGCUUGACUAUCUUCGAGUGAGUUGCUGACACUCCGAGAUGAGGACGCAACAUUUCUGAAUAGAAAAAACCCGACUGGACCUUAAAUGAGGCAUCGCGCAAUGGACAGCUGAGGGCAAGUUGGACUUUUUCCAUGCGGUGUUUUUGCGCGGUGGGCUUUUUCGUGCCAAGGAAACCUAUUAAGAAGUCGUGAGGGUCCGGGCGCGCUGUGUGCGCUGCGUUACUGGCCGGGUUUGUUUGAUUCACAAAGCGCAACUUGGCUAAGUGGACUACAGAGACUUCUUCGCUGCGUAAUUUGGAUACGAGACAAAAUGCUGUCCAGGAUCAUUUUCAUUUGCCUCUUCUUUGCUGGUGCCAGUUCUGGAGACACCGAAGGCAGGGUAUCUUACGGUGGAGCUUGCGAAUCUUUGUGUACCUGCGAAGAGAAAGAGGGACAGUUAUACAUGAACUGUGAGGAGAGAAACAUAAGCAAAAUAUCUCAGGUGCAGGUUCCAGCAAAUAAGUCUUUCCAUCUUAACAUGUACAAGAACGACCUGGUAGAGUUGCAUGCAGAGGAUAUGGAUGCUUUCCAGAAAGCUUCGACCUUGCAUCUAGGCGCCAACAGCAUACAAGAGCUGGAACCUGGAGUCUUCAGUUCACUGGGCUCUCUGAAAAAGCUUCAUAUCAACAGCAAUUUCCUGGUCAUGUUAAAGGAGGACACGUUUCAAGGCCUGGUCGGUUUGGAAUACCUUCAGGCCGACACGAACUUCAUCCAGGUUGUGGAACCCGGGGCCUUCAGCACGCUCGUCCGUCUUAAAGUUCUGAUCCUCAACGACAACUCCAUCGAGUUCCUUCCCGCAAACAUUUUCCGCUUCGUGCCUCUGACCCAUUUGGAUCUGAGAGGGAACAAGCUGCAGACGCUGCCCUACGUGGGUUUCCUGGAGCACAUCGGUCGGAUAAUGGAGCUCUUGCUGGAAGACAAUGCAUGGGUGUGCGAUUGUGAAAUCUUACAUUUGAAGGUCUGGAUCGAGAAUAUGCGGGCGCAGUCGUCCAUUGGCGAUGUGAUCUGCAACGGCCCCCGUCAUCUUAAGGGCACCCCGUUGGCCAAGGUGAAAAGGGACGUGCUUUGCCCCUUCCAUGCUGAAAUUAACCUCGAGGAGCCGUCCAAGUCCUUAGACAUGGUUGUCACCCCAUCCUCCAAGGUUGUUCAGAUCACUAAAGCAAAAGAUGACGCAAAGAUCCCCACACCUGCCAAUGGCCUCGGGACAUUCUGCGUGUCGCCGUGCUCCUGUCACAAUCAACCGAGCGCAGGUUUUUUAGUGCACUGUGAGGACCGAGGCAUUCAAAGGAUAUCUGAUCUGGGUGUUUUUGAACAAAGCCCGACCAAGCUGGUUUUAACGGGAAAUUUGAUACAAAGACUUUUGAAAUAUGAUUUUGUGACGUAUGACAGGUUGGAAUUGCUCAAUUUGGCAAACAACCAAAUAGACUACAUAGACAAUGAAACCUUUCUGAGUUUGAGCAGUCUUAAAAAGCUGUACCUCAAUGGGAACCGCAUGGAGAAGAUUUCCGCCACAAUGUUUCUCGGCCUUCAUAACCUGGAAUAUUUGUAUUUGGAGUAUAAUUUAAUCAAAGAGAUCGAGGCAGGGUCCUUCAACCCCUUGACCAAUCUCAAGCUUCUUUUCCUGAACAACAAUCUGCUCAACGCUCUCCCUGGCCAGAUCUUUCGGAACGUGCCCCUGUUAAAGUUGAACCUACGAAAGAAUUUCUUUAUGCACCUGCCCGUUAGCAACGUGCUGGACCAGCUCAAUAAUCUGGAGCAGAUUUACCUCGAGGACAAUCCCUGGGACUGUAGUUGUGAUUUAGUUAGCCUCAAGCAGUGGGGGGAAAAGCUCAACAAGGACACCGUGGUGGGUUCCAUUUUGUGCCACACACCUAGAAAGCUUUCUAGCGUUGAGCUCAGAAACAUCAAGCAUGAUGUUCUCUGUCCUGGUUUGGUCACCUAUUACUCAUUACCUGGAGCGACGGAGAACGGUGUACCAGUCACGAUCGCUCCAGAAGGUGGAACCAGCGGCUUCUUUCGCUCUCUGACUGAAGCAGUGCCACUCUCGGUGCUUAUCCUGUGUCUUCUCAUCCUUCUCCUAAUCGUCAUAUUCUGUUCUGCCGGCAUCAUAGUCUUCAUGCUGCACCGUCGGCGAAGGAAAGCCAAGAAGAAGCAGGCGGAGGAGCAGCCGCGUGAGAGCAGUCCCAUCCAUCUGCAUUACAGCAUGUACGGCCAUAAGACCACCCACCACGUGACCGAGAGGCAAGGAACCAGCAUGUACGACGAAGCUGGCCGUAGCCCGAUCGUUCAGGUCUGUAGGAACCCCAGUUACUGCUCACAGCACAAAGAAUAUGAGCUAGAUGAAUACGACGGCGAGAAGCCCAAGCACAUUUGCCCUAGCAUCCUCGACAAGGAGAGCGAAUCACUCCUCACGGGAGCCAACGUGAAGUUCAGGGCCGUUACCGAUUACCCCGCCGAGUUUGGGAGUUUGGGAGACGCGACCUCCUUAUACAAGAACAUCUUGGAAAGGGAACGGGAGCUCCAGCAGCUCAGCCUCACAGAAUACCUCAGGAAAAACAUAUCGCACCUUCAGCCGCCCAUGGACAUGCAAGUCCCCAACCAUCACCAAGAGCUAAAACUGAUGGAGAGGCUGGUGUACGCAAGGCCGAGGAAGGUCAUGGUGGAACAGACUAAAAACGAAUACUUUGAACUCAAAGCCAACUUACAUGCAGAGCCAGACUAUUUAGAAGUCUUAGAGCACCAAACAUCUUUCAACUGAGAUGAGGACACUGUUACAAUACACCCCAUACUACAAGUGCCUUAAAGCGAAAGAAAAAUAUUUUUACGAGGCCACAAUGUCUCAUUUCAGGUCAUGCUUGGUUUCAUAGCCUUUAUACUGUUGGACAGUGAAGCAGUUGGAUUAUACUUUGCAACAACAUUUAGUGCAAUGAAUGAUGGCGUGAUGUUUUGGCUUUGCUCAAGUUCAUGAUACCCAAACAUUCAUUGUGCAGUUGUUUGUUUUCUUUGUUUGCUACAUCAUAGAUAAGAAUAUCAUAGAUGCGCUUCACAAUUCUCUAUGUGGCCGAUAUAAAGCUCUGUUUACCUGUAUCAACCAAAAGAAAAGAAGAAAAACAAAAGAAAAUGAUUUUCGUCAGACAGAACCAUAAAUGCUAGUCGUGACAUUCCCUCAUCUGGUAGAUUGUUUCAAAGUGCCCAACACAGUUUUCGCUCAUUAAAUAUUAAACUAAACCACGCAGAGUAACAUUUCGACCGCGAGGUCAGACUUUACGAUCGGCCGCCGUGGCCCUUUAUCGUGGCUUAAAUUGGCCUCUCACCAGGAAUCCUCCGUGUAACUAAAGAGUUUGUUCAGAAAUUAUAUCGUAUAAACCUACUCGCUCGUGUUUCAGAUAUGCGCAGAAACUCUGUUGGGCGUCCUUGGAGAGACGCAGAAAAGAAUUGCACUACUUAAAAUACCAUUUAAAGGUGGUUGAUGACAAUCAGAUGUUGUGAUGCAGCACAGACUAUAACAUUUUUCUCUUGAAUACCCGGGGAGUGUAGCUUCUGCUUUGUAUAAUAAUGUUUUUUAAAAGUUCCUUUCAUAUACACACAUCAAAUCCGAUUUUUUUCUUUGGGCAUGAUAGUUGUGCAGGGUGUUUUAUCUUCAUUUUCUGACAGAAGAGAGAAUUAUAUAUAUAUAUGUAUAUGUAUAUAGAGAAAAUAUGCACACAAAGCUGUUGUGUCGAGCCUUGAAAUGUUUUAUUGUAUGAAAGUGCACCAUAGCUUUAUUUUGUACCGGUGUAGAUGAGAGUUAUUUAUUCUGUAUAUUUGUACAUAAGUUAACAUUUAUAUGUUUGUGCCUUUAAUGUGGUACCGAUUAAGCUGUAAAUAAAAACAAAAUCAAUCGAGUGUAUUGCAAUAUUGUACCCCAAUAAAUCCAAAAAGUACACUGUCUGACCGCAUGAAGGCGAAACAUUUGGAAAAAUACUU